Molecule: messenger RNA, 4942 nt
Organism: Amborella trichopoda
Lineage: Eukaryota; Viridiplantae; Streptophyta; Magnoliopsida; Amborellales; Amborellaceae
Gene: ABCG34
Product: pleiotropic drug resistance 6
Cellular component (GO): membrane
Molecular function (GO): ABC-type transporter activity; ATP hydrolysis activity; ATP binding
Source: RefSeq, a predicted model, not a curated record
CCGUGAGUCUCUGUCUUGACAAAUAGCUCAUUUGAUCACUCUCUCUCUCUCUUCUCUCUCUCUCUCUCUCUCUCUCUCUACAUAACUCUCCAUCUGUGCCAUCUCCAAGCCCCAUAUCCGCACCAUUUAUUUCUCCAUCCCACUUUCCCUAUAUAGUUCCCCUCCACCUCCUGAAUACACAAAGCCAACUUCCCCUCAUACCAUUCUCCAGCGAGAGAAUGCGGUUUUCCGGGGACAUAUCGGCCGAAAUGGCGGGUAUAAGUGGCCCCGACGACCUCAGCAGGUCGAUGAGUAGUAGAGGGGGUUGGAACUCCGGCAGUUUCCGGGCAGCUUGGUCCAAUUCUGGCGAUGUUUUCCGGCGCAGCACGUCGGAAGACGACGAAGAGGACUUGAAGUGGGCAGCUCUAGAAAAACUCCCAACUUAUGAUAGACUGAGAAGGGGGAUUUUGAAGCAAGUUUUAGAUGAUGGAAAGAUUGUCCAUGAUGAAGUUGAUGUUCGAAAGCUGGGUUUGCAAGAUAGAAAGCAAUUGAUAGAGAGCGUUCUCAAGGUUGUCGAGGAUGAUAAUGAGAGGUUUCUACUCAGACUAAGAGACAGGGUUGAUAGGGUCGGGAUUGAUAUUCCAAAGAUCGAAGUCCGAUAUGAGAACUUGUCCAUUGAAGCUGAUGCCUUUGUUGCGGGCCGGGCCCUUCCUACACUCCUUAAUGCCACGAUGAACACCCUUGAGGGAUUCCUUGGGUGCUUGCGACUCUCGCCUUCCAAGAAAAGAGUUCUAAAGAUACUAAAAAAUGUGUCCGGCAUUGUAAAGCCAUCCAGGAUGACUCUGCUUCUUGGUCCUCCAAGCUCUGGGAAGACAACCAUGUUGCUAGCUCUUGCAGGAAAGCUGGAUAAGAAGCUAAGAGUAUCGGCCAAGAUCACAUAUAAUGGCCAUGAUUUGCAUGAAUUUGUACCACAAAGGACUUGUGCAUACAUAAGCCAACAUGACCUUCACAAUGGAGAACUGACAGUGAGAGAAACACUUGAUUUUUCCGGCCGUUGUCUAGGGGUCGGAACCCGGUACCAAAUGUUGUCAGAGUUGUCAAGAAGAGAGAGAGAGGCCGGAAUCAAGCCUGAUCCCGAGAUUGAUGCCUUCAUGAAAGCCACUGCAAUGGAAGGCCAAGAAACGAGCUUAGUGACUGAUUAUGUCCUUAAGAUAUUGGGAUUGGAUAUUUGUGCGGAUAUAUUGGUGGGCAAUCAAAUGAUGAGAGGGAUCUCCGGAGGACAAAAGAAACGAGUGACUACUGGGGAGAUGUUGGUCGGACCGGCGAAGGCCUUGUUCAUGGACGAAAUCUCAACUGGGCUCGACAGCUCUACCACUUUCCAGAUAGUGAAGUUCAUGAGACAGAUGGUACAUGUUAUGGAUGGGACCAUGAUCAUCUCUCUCUUGCAACCGGCGCCCGAGACUUUCGACCUUUUUGAUGACGUGAUCCUCCUCUCUGAAGGCCAGAUAGUUUACCAGGGUCCACGCAAACACAUACUCGAAUUCUUCGAAUCCAUGGGAUUCAGGUGCCCCGAGCGUAAGGGUGUUGCCGAUUUUCUUCAAGAAGUCACCUCUAAGAAGGACCAAGAGCAAUAUUGGGCCAACAAAGAACAGCCGUAUCAGUAUGUAUCAGUCUUCGAGUUUUCAGAGGCAUUUUGGUCAUUUGACGUUGGGCGUCGUCUGGCAGACGAGCUCAGUGUGCCCUAUGACAAAAGCCGUGGUCACCCAGCUGCGCUAACGACCGAGCGCUAUGGCAUCCCCAACUUGGAGCUCUUCAAGGCUUGUUUUGCUAGAGAAUGGCUCUUAAUGAAGAGGAACUCCUUUGUGUACAUAUUCAAGACCACCCAAAUAUCAAUCAUGUCAUUUAUAACGAUGACUGUGUUCUUGAGAACAGAGAUGAACCACAACACCAUUGCAGAUGGCAACAAGUAUUUUGGCGCUCUCUUCUUUGGGCUGGUGAAUGUUAUGUUCAAUGGAAUGGCUGAGCUCUCAAUGACUGUGCAUAGGCUACCAGUCUUCUAUAAACAGAGGGACUUCAUGUUUUAUCCAGCUUGGGCUUAUGGCCUUCCUAUCUGGGUUUUGAGGAUCCCACUCUCAAUCAUGGAGUCAGGCAUAUGGGUGGUUCUCACCUACUAUGUCAUUGGCUAUGCUCCUGCACCUAGUAGGUUUUUUAGGCAGUACCUAGCAUAUCUAUGCACCCAUCAGAUGGCUCUUUCUCUUUUCCGGUUCAUCGCUGCCGCCGGAAGAACACUGGUCGUUGCCAACACCUUUGGGACGUUUGCUCUCCUCGUCAUUUUCGUUCUUGGAGGAUUUGUUGUCGCCAAAGAUGAUAUUCGUCCCUGGUGGAUAUGGGGAUAUUGGAUUUCCCCAAUGAUGUACGGGCAAAGUGCUGUGUCUAUCAAUGAAUUUCUUGAUCCAAGAUGGAGCAAGCCGAAUAAUGAUACAAGUCUUGGUCAACCCACCAUUGGGAAAGCCAUCCUUAGUUCAAGAGGAACAUCUGUGGAGGGCUACAUGUAUUGGAUUUCUAUUGCUGCCUUGGUUGGCUUCUCUUUGAUCUUCAAUGUAUGCUUCAUCACGGCUUUGGCUUAUCUUAAUCCUCUAGGUGGGUCUCAAGCCAUUGUACCAGAAGAGAGUGAAGAAGAUAACGUGAGCAAGGAGAAGAAAUCUCUCUCUAGCAAAAAGAAAAACUUGAAGAUGGCGGGCACUGGCGACAGAUGGGCACAAAAUCCGAUGUUCGAUGGGUCGGCGUCAGCAUCAUUCGAAAUGACGGCAAGAAACGGCGAGGCGCCGAGAAGUGGUGAGGGGAGUACCAGUAGAGAAGUGGGGGUGGUGAAGAGGGGGAUGGUGUUGCCUUUCCAGCCUCUCUCCCUCGCCUUCAACCAUGUCAAUUACUACGUCGAUAUGCCGGCAGAAAUGAAGGCACAAGGCAUUGAAGAAACCCGGCUCCAAUUACUACGGGAUGUCAGUGGCGCUUUCCGACCCGGUGUACUCACGGCUUUGGUGGGUGUGAGCGGGGCAGGCAAAACCACUUUGAUGGAUGUGCUGGCCGGAAGGAAGACAGGUGGAUAUAUUGAGGGAAGCAUUAGCAUAUCCGGCUACCCCAAAAAGCAGGAAACGUUUGCUCGAGUAACUGGAUACUGUGAACAAAAUGACAUUCAUUCUCCUAAUGUUACAGUUCAUGAGUCACUUAUCUACUCUGCAUGGCUCCGCCUUUCACUUGACGUGAGCCCCGAGACACGAAAGAUGUUUGUGGAAGAAGUGAUGGAGUUGGUGGAGCUAACACCCAUUAGGGGGGCUCUGGUGGGCCUUCCUGGUGUGGAUGGUCUCUCAACUGAGCAAAGGAAGCGCUUGACCAUAGCUGUGGAGCUGGUGGCUAACCCUUCCAUCAUCUUCAUGGAUGAGCCCACCUCUGGGCUCGAUGCUAGGGCUGCGGCCAUCGUCAUGAGGACAGUGCGAAACACAGUGGAUACCGGGAGAACCGUUGUUUGCACCAUCCACCAACCGAGCAUUGACAUCUUUGAAGCAUUUGAUGAGCUUCUUUUGAUGAAAAGAGGAGGUCAAGUCAUCUAUGGAGGAUCUCUUGGUCGCCAUUCUCACAAGCUCGUUAAAUAUUUUGAGGCUGUCCCCGGAGUACCCAAGAUUAAAGAUGGCUACAACCCUGCAACAUGGAUGUUAGAGGUCAGCUCACCUGCAGUUGAGGCUCAACUUGGUGUGGAUUUUGCAGAAAUUUAUGCCAAUUCCUCACUAUAUGAGGGGAACCAAAAACUCAUCAAGGAGCUUAACACACCAGCACCAGGCUCUAAGGACCUCUACUUCCCCACCAAAUACUCUCAAAGCUUUCGUACUCAAUGCAUUGCUUGCUUUUGGAAACAACAUUGGUCUUACUGGAGAAAUCCACAGUAUAAUGCUGUUCGCUUCUUCAUGACACUAACCAUCGCUCUUCUAUUUGGCACCAUCUUCUGGAACACAGGCAGAAAGACGAAGAAGCAACAAGACCUGUUCAAUUUGGUGGGUGCAAUGUAUGCAGCCACUCUUUUCCUUGGAGCCACGAAUGCGAUGUCUGUGGGUCCCAUUGUCGGCAUAGAGAGAACAGUGUUCUAUAGAGAGAGAGCAUCUGGCAUGUACUCCGCAUUGCCUUAUGCAUUUGCUCAGGUGGGCAUUGAAGUGGUGUAUAUAGCAGUACAAACCACAAUGUACUCUGUUCUGCUGUUCUCCAUGAUCAACUUUGGUUGGGAAGCUGGCAAGUUCUUCUAUUUCCUCUACUUCAUGUUCAUGUGUUUCAUCUACUUCACUCUCUAUGGCAUGAUGGUGGUGGCCCUCACCCCAGGCUACCAGAUUGCAGCCAUCUGCAUGUCCUUCUUCCUCAGCUUCUGGAACCUCUUUGCCGGCUUUCUCAUCACCCGUCCUUUGAUUCCUAUAUGGUGGAGAUGGUACUAUUGGGUAUGUCCAGUGGCCUGGACCUUGUAUGGCUUGAUUACUUCUCAAGUUGGACAAAUCGACCAUGAAAUGCAGAUACCUGGGCAAGACCCUCAGACAGUGAGGGAAUUCCUUAAGAACAGCCUUGGCUACGAGUACAGCUUUCUUGGGGCAGUUGUAGGGGUUCAUGUAGGCAUUGUUGUCCUCUUUGUUUUAGUCUUUGCCUUUGGUAUUAAGUACCUCAACUUCCAAAGAAGAUAGAGACCUAUGAUUCAUAUUUGUAACUAAUAGUCAGCUUUUUCUCUUUUGUUUUUUGCAUAGUUUUGUCUAGUGUAUUAUAUAUAUCUAGUUUUGGCGGCUUGAAGACCCAUGCCCAUGCUGAUUGGAUACAAAGGUUGUUGGUUAUAUUAAUCAGAGCAAUAGAAGAUGUGUUACAUUUGUAAAAGGUGCUUAUUGUAAGCAUGGUAUGUUUGCUUACAUAAUUUACAGAAAUUUAUCAAAAUACCAAU